Mobula hypostoma (lesser devil ray) is the source of this 2785-nucleotide messenger RNA. Its product is annotated as protein diaphanous homolog 1-like. Gene Ontology annotation, cellular component: actin filament. Gene Ontology annotation, molecular function: actin binding; small GTPase binding. The transcript has 17 exons. Gene Ontology annotation, biological process: actin cytoskeleton organization; actin filament polymerization. The record is from RefSeq and is a predicted model, not a curated record. NCBI's taxonomy places the organism in Eukaryota, Metazoa, Chordata, Chondrichthyes, Myliobatiformes, Myliobatidae. Bases 401 to 2770 code for a protein of 789 amino acids.
CCUGUCAAUCUCAGCCCCGGGGACAGCGCGGUUUCGGAUGUGCUGCCGCUGCCGCUCGAUGGGACGCAACGCUCAUCCUUCCGCCGCCUGCUCUCUACCCCGGCUUACUAAUUUCCUCUGCUCGGAAGGCGGCGGAAUGCGACUGUCCUGAGAACCGGGAGGGAAUUUAUCUUCAACAGACCGGUCCGUUUUUUUUGCGGUGCUGGUGGCUGCGGUGAGCUUGCGUGAGGAUCGCAGCCGGGAAACCCGUGCUUAGGCCCCGGCCUGGGGAAGCCGACCCCGCGUCCUCGGUAUUAUCUGGAGAGCGGUGGACCCCGCGCACCUACCGCAUGUAGGACACGUCUGGUUUACUGGGAAUUAAAAAGAAGACGUGUAGACACGCAGAGAGGUAAACGAGAAGAUGGAGGGACAACAGAGGAGUGAGGCUUCGGGUUCUUCUAAGACUAAGGAGAAGUCCGGCAAGGUGAAGAAGAGCCUGGACGAAGGAGAAAAGAAAACGAAGUUUACAUUUAAGAAGCUGAUUCCUGAUGAGCUUGAACGGUUCACUAGUAUACGAAAGAAGGAUAAAGAAAAGCCUAAUGUUCACACAAGACACUCAUCAGCCUCAAUUUAUGAAACUCAGUCCUCUGUUCUGACGGGAGUCACUGACGAUGAGGUCCUCAAACUGUUUGAGCAGAUGUUGAUUGACAUGAAUUUGAAUGAAGAAAAGCAGCAGCCAUUGAGGAACAAACACAUAAUGAUAAAGAGAGAAAUGGUUUCACAGUAUCUUCACACUUCCAAAGCUGGUCAAAAUAAGAGGGAAAGUUCAAGAUCAGCAGUGAUGUACCUUCAGGAUUUGAAGUCAGGAAUACGAGACCAGCAGCUGCUCAGUUGUUUGGAGUCUUUACGGGUUUCUCUCAGUAAUAACCCAGUCAGUUGGGUGCAGAGCUUUGGUGUAGAGGGACUAGCAGCACUAUUGGAAAUACUAAAAGGACAGCAAGAUGAACAACUGGACACUUCAAGUUUGAACUAUAAAAUUCAACAUGAGAUUAUUCGGUGCCUAAAAGCCUUCAUGAACAACAAGCAUGGGAUAAAAAUGAUGUUGGAAUCGGAGGAUGGAGUUCUGUUGCUGGUGAAAGCUGUUGAUCCUGGUGCUCCAUCCAUGAUGAUUGAUGCCGUAAAGCUGCUGUCUGCUAUAUGCAUCUUGCAGGACCCUGACAACAUGCACGAGAAGGUAUUGGAGGCACUGACAGAGAGAGCAGAGCAGGAUGACAGUGAACGGUUCAAAGCUCUGCUGGUUGGAUUGAAGGCUGAACAAACUAUACCGCUGAAGGUGGCUUGCAUGCAGUUCGUUAAUGCCCUCAUAAUUCCGGCUGACGAACUUGACUUCAGAAUUCACCUACGGAGUGAGUUCAUGCGCCUGGGUCUCAAUCAGAUCUUACCGGAACUGAGGAAAAUUGAAAACGAGGAACUUUAUGUGCAGCUGAGUGUUUUUGAUGAACACGCGGAGGAAGAUUCCGAUGAUCUGAAGAACCGUCUGGAUGACAUUCGAACAGAAAUGGAAGAUGUGAGUGAAAUCUUCCAAAUGCUUCAGAACACCGUGAAAGACUCCAAAGCAGAGCAAUACUUCCUGUCAAUUCUUCAGCAUUUACUUCUGAUUCGCAACGAUUACCAAGCCAGGCCUCACUAUUACAAGCUUUUAGAUGAAUGUGUGUCUCAAGUAGUCCUGCAGAAAAAUGGAGCUGAUCCAGACUUCAAGUGUAGAAAAUUUACACUGGAUGUGGACCAUUUAAUAGACAACAUGGUUGACAAAACCAAAGUGCAGAUCAGCGAAACCAAAGCUGCAGAACUGGAGAAAAAGCUUGAUUCGGAGCUGACCACUCGACAUGAACUUCAAGUGGAGAUCAGGAAGAAGGAGAGUGAUUUUGAAUCAAAGCUUUCAGAACUUCAAACAAAACUGCAGAUUCUGGAAACUGAUAAAACCGAGGUGGACACUGAUAACAAGAAACUGCAGAGCGAAAUUAAUAAGCUGAAAGAUGAGAUCACGCAAUUAUCCAAGGAACUGGAAGAUGCCAAGACAGAGCUGGCCAAUAUUCCAAAACAACUGCCUGUUCCAGUUAUUGUUCCACCACCUGAACCUCCUUUGCCGGGACAAGAUUCGUCAUCUUUGUCAGAAGGCCAAAAGGAGAUGCCACCACCAGCUCCUCCAUUGCCUGGCCAAGUUGUACCUCCCCCAGCGCCUCCGCUACCGGGCCAAGUUGUAACUCCCCCAGCGCCUCCACUACCGGGCCAAGUUGUACCUCCCCCAGCGCCUCCGCUACCGGGCCAAGUUGUACCUCCCCCAGCGCCUCCACUACCGGGCCAAGUUGGACCUCCCACAGCGCCUCCGCUACCGGGCCAAGUUGUACCUCCCCCAGCGCCUCCGCUACCAGGCCAAGUUGUACCUCCCCCACCGCCUCCGCCACCAGGCCUAGGAGGACCUCCGCCACCGCCACCACCUCCAGGAUUCCCUGGAAUGCCUCCGCCACCACCUGGAUUAUUUGGCCUUUAUGGUGCUCCAGCUGCCCCAGUUUUACCCUUCGGCUUGGAACCUAAGAAGGAGUACAAGCCAGAGGUUCAACUCAAAAGGACAAACUGGCCAAAACUUGGGCCUAAUGAUUUAACGGAAAAGUGUUUCUGGGUCAAAGUGAAGGAGGACAAGUAUGAGAAUAAAGAACUGUUUGCAAAACUCACUGUUGCAUUCUCCGCCCAGACUAAGUGUAAGUUACUGAUAAUGUUUUGGUUAAUUUGAUUUUCCCUAACUGUG